AUUAUAUCAUAUACAUUGUGAAUUUAUAUUUAUUAGGUACCUAAUGUAAAAAUGAAUACAUUAUUUUAUAAACUUGAAAAUUUCUCUUGUAUUGUAUGCACCUAUUUCCUUGUAUGCAUAAAUUCAGUUAAAUGCAUACGCAUACGAGCUACAGCUACGCGUUGCGCUCUAGUACAAAAUGCAGUCGAUUAUUGAAACUAUUUAUCACAACAUUGUGAAAUUUGAAAUAAUAUUAUUUUCUGUAAAUAAAAUGCAUUAGAUUCAAGUGGUUGCCUCAGUACAAAAUUAUCGUCGAUCCUCAUAAGACACACUAUUAUAGAUCUAUUGUGAUAUUGAUAAGUACCUAUUAUAAUACCUAAUAGUACAAUUUUUGCCUGCCUGUGUGUAAUCAUUACCUAUUACUAUUAUUACUUAGUACUUAACUCUUGGUUUUUGUGAAACUUCAAAUUAUUGUUCAUUUGCAGUAGCAUUCAAGAAAAAUGUCUACAUUAAAAUUCAUAGACAUAAAAGCAAAUUUAACUAAUAGUCAAUUCUCUGGUGUCUACAAAUUAUCUUGCUGGAAUCCUCCAACUCAGAUUCAUAAGCCAGAUGUACAACACGUAUUGGAAAGAAGUUGGGAUGCUGGUUUGCAGAAAAUAAUAAUAUGUGCUCUAGAUUUAGCUGAAAGUAAAAAAGCCUUAAGAAUAGCAAAAAGUGAUAAUAGAUUGUUUACUACAGUUGGUUGUGCCCCAACAAGAUGUUCACAAUUUGAAGAAAAUGGUGAACCUGAUUUAUAUCUUCAACAACUAAAAGACUUAAUUGCUUUAGGAAAAGAAAAAGUUGUUGCUGUUGGAGAGUGUGGCCUUAAUUGUGAUGUAUGCUACAACCAUCCAAUAAAUAUUCAAUUGAAGUACUUUGAAGUUCAAGUACAAUUAAGUAAAUUAUUCAAUUUACCUUUAAUAAUCUAUUCUCAGGGAGACAGUGCUCCUAAAAUGCUGCUGGACAUCAUACGUAAAUAUCCAGGACUAAAAGGGGUUAUACAUUCCUUCGACUCUACUAUAGACAUGAUGAGAAAAUUUAUAGAUGCAGGAUUUUAUAUCGGAUUAGAUACAUGGUCUUUCAGAUCAGAAGAAACAAUUAAAAUUGUUAAAAGAAUACCUACAGAUAAAAUGUUAUUUCAAACAAAUUGUCCCGAUAGGGUAAUACAUCGCAGCUUCCCCGCCUAUUGGCAUGUUUCUAGGGAGAACUUGGAGUUGUUAACAACAAAGAGACGGAAAUGGAGACCAGAUUUUAUGGUAACUGGAAGAAGCGAACCGUGUAAUAUAAAGCAGAUACUGGAUAUGGCGGCUUUCGUUACUAACAUGAACAAAAACGAUUUAGCAGAACAAGUUUACUGCAACACAACUCGUUUGUUUAAUUUUGGGGAAAAUACUUAAUUUUAAUUAUGAUACAAAAAUAUCUUUGUGGAUAAACAGAGACUUUUGAUCUGUUAUCUCUUCAGUUUGGACUCCGGUCGUGAUAUCGUAUAUGGUCCGUUUCCAUAGACUUAGGUCCCUGGUCAUUUGUAUUACAUCGUUGAAACUUGAAGGUAUUUUGCAACUUCCCCUGUGAUCUGGUCAAUCCAUCUUGUUGGCGAUCUUCGGUCCUCAGCCUUCUACGUUAACUUGAAUGAAGAGUCUCUCUUAUGAAAGUCAGCAGAACACAGUUAUUGUUAUACCAUAAUUAAGUGUAGAUUAAAUGCAAAUUUAAU
Molecule: messenger RNA, 1729 nt
Organism: Diabrotica virgifera virgifera (western corn rootworm)
Lineage: Eukaryota; Metazoa; Arthropoda; Insecta; Coleoptera; Chrysomelidae
Product: deoxyribonuclease TATDN1-like
Exons: 2
Coding region: 480-1415 (311 amino acids)
Cellular component (GO): cytosol
Molecular function (GO): 3'-5'-DNA exonuclease activity
Source: RefSeq, a predicted model, not a curated record